CAUUAAAUUAUCCUUAAAGUUUAAAUUAUUGAUAACUUGCCGGAUAUUGUUCGAUUGAUUAAGGAUGUGAAAAGUAAUAUUUACGACAAAAUAGAUAAAUUUAACACAGUAGGAAAUAUGCCUCCCAACACUGCAAGUGUAUAUUUCUUCCUAUUUGUGCUACAUAUGACAGAUUCUUUAGCUUCCUAUUAUAUAUCAGAAGGAAAGUCAGUCUGGUCUGAUCAGUCUAAACAAUGCCGAUCUUCAACGCCUGAAAUUGUUUCAUGCUCGGACAAUAGAGAUAAAUGUUCAUUGAAAAUAGAUAACGAUAUUGACAUGCAGGCUUCGGACGAAGGUAUAUGGAUAGGGUAUUGUAAAACUGAGAUGGCAUUCGAAUAUGUUGGAUGCGUGGCGGAAAACAAAAUUCAUAAAGGCCAAAAAUGUUCAUUUGAUAAGGAUCCUCGCCGAUGCUACCCAGAAUGUAUUGGAUCAACUUUCAUUGGCUUAUCUAAGGACAAAAAGUAUUAUUGUUUUGAUAAUUCAUCUCACCUCACAGCAACGAUCUACUCAGUUCCAGUUGUGAUGCUGUCUGUAAAAGGCCUGUUAAAGUUGCUUGCGGUGGAGAGCGUGGGAAAAAUACUUACAUGUCUUUAUACAAGAUCAACCCGAACGUGAUCGGCAAAAUAUUCUCUGGAUCAACUGAGGAAGGAAAUGACGCAAACUGUCUCAAACUUUCCGAAGAAAGGCCUGAAUGGGAAAAAUGUGAAAAGAGCCACGGAACAUUGUGCAGUUCUGGCAGUGGAACCUUUAAUCUAUCUGAUAAACCUGAUAAAAGUCGGAAUUGGUUCGAUGCAGCAAAGCAAUGCUUUAAGACGGGAAAGUAUCCCAUAUCGUAUUCAACUGCAUCAUCGCCAGAAACAUUCGAAGACAACUCAGUGUGGACAGGCGUGUUUAAAAUGAACAUUAUUUACAAGCAACUUCAGGAAACAUCAAGUGGAUAUAUGAACAGUGAUAUCAGAUAUGGAUACCUUAGUAGCGACUUCUACCUGCGCUUUACCAGAGAAAAUAAUACGAAGAGAGUGUUAUGCGAAAAAGGGCCGAUAGACACAACUACGUCAAGCAAGAACAAAGACACCAAAACAACAAAGUCACCACCAAAUACAAGUAGUUUGAGUGUUACAGUCAGCACUAUAACAGCAGUCAUCAGUGUAGUUGUUGCGAUCAUUAUUGUCGCAGUGUUGACAGUUUUUCUGACGAAAAAGCGGCGAAUGAAUCAAGGGACACGUCUGACAGAAGUUGGAUACGUACCCGAACAAACCAAUAACAUAACACCUAUUUCUGAAAAAGCAAGAGAUGGGGAUUACACAACAAUACAAGACAUUGGCACAGGUAAAGAAAUCGAAAUACAAAAUACACAAAAUAUUGUUUAUGAGUCCUUGGGUGAAAGAAACUAUGAGGAACACGGCUAUGAAACAGCAAAUACACAAACGAGUGUUUAUGAGUCAUUGGGUGAAAGACAUGAUGAAGAACACAACUAUGGAACACCAACUACACAUAGGAGUGCUUAUGAGUCUUUGGGUGAAAGACAUGAUGAGGAACACGGUUAUGGAACACCAAAUACACAAAGGAGUUCUUAUGAGUCAUUGGGUGAAAGACGUGAUGAGGAACACAGCUAUGGAGUAUCUACCCAAGCAAGAAGCGGAUUUCAUCAGCCAUUAGAAGAAGAAAUGGUGGAGGCACACAACUAUAAAAUAGCUGAACAGCCCCGGGAAUUAGCAUAUGACUCACUAGGAGAUAAAAUAAAAGAAACACACUGCGAUAAAACAUCAGACCAAACAGCUUAUGUUAGACCUUAUGAAUGGGUUGAGUAAACCUACAGAUGUACGCACGAACGGAAUACAAUACACUUUUAUAUAACAUACAUUAAGUUUAAGCAACUGUAUAUAAAUAUCUGUGACAAGCGUA
Messenger RNA from Mercenaria mercenaria, 1944 nucleotides. RefSeq lists its product as uncharacterized. The coding region runs from base 624 to 1850 and encodes 408 amino acids. NCBI's taxonomy places the organism in Eukaryota, Metazoa, Mollusca, Bivalvia, Venerida, Veneridae. The record is from RefSeq and is a predicted model, not a curated record. The transcript has 10 exons.